Laetiporus sulphureus 93-53 is the source of this 778-nucleotide messenger RNA. Its product is annotated as histone-fold-containing protein. The record is from RefSeq and is a predicted model, not a curated record. Gene Ontology annotation, molecular function: DNA-binding transcription activator activity, RNA polymerase II-specific; protein heterodimerization activity. Lineage: Eukaryota; Fungi; Basidiomycota; Agaricomycetes; Polyporales; Laetiporaceae. Gene Ontology annotation, biological process: regulation of DNA-templated transcription. Gene Ontology annotation, cellular component: nucleus; CCAAT-binding factor complex. Bases 82 to 642 code for a protein of 186 amino acids. The transcript has 6 exons.
AGGAUUGGCCAGUCUUGCUUACUUCCUUAGUGUAUCAACCGCGCCGCUGAUCUUGAAGCUUGAAUACAAAACUUGAAAGCCAUGUCUUCACCCAAUCAGAGACCAUUCGUCCAGGCUGGCGAACCUCUGCAAGACUUUCUACGUUCCUUCUGGCAGCGUCAGGUCGAUGCUGCCGAGCAGGAAACCCCGGACUAUCGCCAUCCGCCGUUACCCCUCGCCCGCAUAAAGAAGGUCAUGAAGAGUGACCCGGAAGUGAAGAUGAUUGCAGCAGAUGCACCCAUACUCUUCUGCAAGGCCUGUGAAAUCUUCAUCGCCGAGAUCACAGCUCGCGCCUUCAUCAUCGCCGACUCGAACAAGCGCCGCACACUCUCGCGUGCAGAUAUCGCGAAGGCUCUGAGCAAGUCGGACCAGUUUGACUUCCUUAUCGACAUCGUCCCACGCGACGAGCCCUUGGCCGUCGCAGGAGGGCGCACGAAGAAGGCCGGUAGCGUGGUGGGCAAGCUGGAGCAGUCUGGAGAAGCCUCGCAGCAUGGGCCGGGAGAGAAUGGCCACGGUCCGGAUGGUGUAGCACAAUCGGUUGAUCUCGAGCAGCUGCAAACGUUACUCAAUCCUCCGGGCUCCGAAAAUCGGCCUUUGUCAUAGAGCACACAUGUCCUCUUUUCUCCGUCUGUGCUCAUCCGCUGUACCAUCUUAGCUGUACUAUAUUCAUUGUGUUUGAUACAUCAUGAAGCAUACAUCGCAGAGCUAAAAGGAAUGGGCCCAACAACCUAUACGCUUA